AUGGAGAUCAGCUCUCUGCAGUUUGAGGAGAUGAUCAACCGGCUGGAGAAAGGCGGUGGCACACAGAGCAACGUCGGGGCACUUAACGGGAAGAAGAUACCUUCAUCAAUAGGCGCUAAAGGCCAGAGGAGACAGGAGGAGUGCUAUGGUCAGGGAGUCAAGAGCUGUGGAGAGUGUCUGGCCUCUGGACCACACUGUGCCUGGUGUAAGGAGGAGAGUUUCAUAGAACCAGGUCAGCACACGUGGGAGCAUUGUGACACUGCCAGGGCUCUGCUGGAGAGAGGCUGCCUGGUGGAGCACCUCGAGAAUCCCAGAGGUUCCACAGUCCUCCUGGAGAACCAAAAGGAGGAUAUUGACUGGAGGAACGUCACCCAUCUGCUUAUGUUCUCCACUGAUGCAGGCUUCCACUUCGCUGGAGAUGGCAAACUGAGAGGGAUCGUUCUGCCCAACGAUGGGAAAUGUCACCUGGAAAACAAUGUGUACGCCAGAUGUCACCUCCAGGACUAUCCCUCUGUGACUCACCUUGCUGAGAAGCUGAGAGAGAAAAACAUCCAGAUCAUCUUUGCUGUGACCGAAGACGUCACGUACCUGUACGAGGGCCUGAAGAGCACCUUCCCUAAAAGUGCAGUCGGAACGCUCUCCAACAACUUCCAAAACAUCCUGCGUAUAAUAGUGGAGGCAUAUAACGCCCUGACCUCUGAUGUUGUUAUGGAGAAGAGUGAGCUGCCUGCAGACUUCCAGAUAUCAUAUAUCUCCCACUGUAAGAACAAUGAUGAAGAGCUGCUGGAGAGAGAGGACCAGGGAAGGAGGUGCUCCAAUAUCUCCAUUGGUGAUGAGUUGAAGUUUAAUGGGACCAUCUCUGUCCCUCCAUGUCUGUCUGGUACCAGUAUGGGACAGUCCCGUGUGGUCAUCAAGCCCCAGGAGUACGGUGAGGAGCUGGAGGUUCUACUGAAGCCGAUACAUGACUGUCCAUGUCAGAGGGACAGGGUCCCACACAGCCCAGGCUGUAGCCACAGCAACGGGACCCUUGAGUGUGGAGUGUGCAGCGGCCUGGUCAGUGCUGGGAGGGGCGUCUGCAGCUGUGGUGCCUGUCUUUGCCAGGACGGACGCUACCAGGGCCCUACAUGUGACCUCUGCCCCACCUGCACUAGCGCAUGCACCUUGCACAGACCCUUGAGCCUGUGA
This is a messenger RNA of Coregonus clupeaformis (lake whitefish), 1185 nucleotides long. Its product is annotated as integrin beta-1-like. The coding region runs from base 1 to 1185 and encodes 394 amino acids. Gene Ontology annotation, biological process: integrin-mediated signaling pathway; cell migration; cell-matrix adhesion. The record is from RefSeq and is a predicted model, not a curated record. Gene Ontology annotation, cellular component: integrin complex; focal adhesion; cell surface. The transcript has 11 exons. Gene Ontology annotation, molecular function: integrin binding. Lineage: Eukaryota; Metazoa; Chordata; Actinopteri; Salmoniformes; Salmonidae.